Molecule: messenger RNA, 2907 nt
Organism: Eriocheir sinensis (Chinese mitten crab)
Lineage: Eukaryota; Metazoa; Arthropoda; Malacostraca; Decapoda; Varunidae
Gene: Cdc6
Product: cell division control protein 6 homolog
Exons: 10
Coding region: 149-2875 (908 amino acids)
Biological process (GO): mitotic DNA replication checkpoint signaling
Cellular component (GO): nucleus
Molecular function (GO): DNA replication origin binding; ATP hydrolysis activity
Source: RefSeq, a predicted model, not a curated record
CGCCGCAGGUCUGGCAACACUGCUUAGUUUCCCGCCACUGGGCCGCCAGUUUCGUCCCCAGCUGACUGGCUUCGUUGUGGCGCCGUGCAGGACUCCUCCCUUUUAAACCUUCCCCGGCCUUUAUUCUGCUGCCCCGCCACCGCUAAAGAUGCCAAUCAUGCAAGAGUCGCUGUCCUUCCCAAUUCGCAAACGUGGGAGGCCAGCUAAAGUUACAAAGAUCAAUGCUGAAGAUGAUGAGAUGACAAAGGUAGACACUCCCGGCUCUCCAGCAAACACAACAGUUGAUGCUCAUAGUGACUCGAAUCCAAGAAAGCCACUCAGACAACCAAGAACCCCAAGGCUGACAGACACAGUUUCCAGCACACGAAGAUCGUCCAGGAGGAAAGAACAGCCUGUCCGAUAUCGCGAGGACAGUAUCUCCCCUGAAAGGCGGCAAGCAUCUACACCAAAUAGACGGCUACGUGGUCCCAAGAAGUUAAGUUACGUAAGGGAAUCAUCACCAGAGUCUGAGUCCCCUUGUAGGUCACCAACACCCAGGAGAACAGGCACCAGAGGGAAUAAGCAAAGAUCUACCAGACAAAAUGAAUCUCCUGCCAGUUCCAGAGAGGCAAGUCCCAUUCCAAGGAAACUUACAGCAAAGCCAAAUGAAAGAUCAGACAAAGAUGAAAAAUUCAGCACCCCAAAAAAGUUGUUCCCCAAGAGACAGUCUUCACCAGAAAUUUCUUCCCCAAGCCAUAGAUGUCCAGGUUCCUCCAACAACUCUGCCACACCCAGCAGGAACUCCAGAGGUUUGGAGGGAGAGCAGGGCCUCCUCACACCAAGCAAAAGAAAGAUUCUGUCACCAGAUGUAGAAGAAUGUCUCAGCCCAAGUAAAAGACUAGUUGUGGUUUUGGACAAAAUACCUGGUUUGGUUAGUCCCAGUGUAAAACAAAUGAAGUCUCCAGAAUCAACACAGUCAAGGCAGAACAUUCCACUCAGUCCAGUUCGGUUAUGGUCACCCUGCAAGUCAGUAGUCAGCUCCAAACCUCUGAUACCAAAGGCAGAUAACCCUCCGAUGUCGCCCCCUAGCCAGCCACCCUCUGCUGCGCCUCGCAGCAGACUAGUUGUGGUUUUGGACAAAAUACCUGGUUUGGUUAGUCCCAGUGUAAAACAAAUGAAGUCUCCAGAAUCAACACAGUCAAGGCAGAACAUUCCACUCAGUCCAGUUCGGUUAUGGUCACCCUGCAAGUCAGUAGUCAGCUCCAAACCUCUGAUACCAAAGGCAGAUAACCCUCCGAUGUCGCCCCCUAGCCAGCCACCCUCUGCUGCGCCUCGCACUCCAGAACGCCUGGCUACAAGGUCUAGUGCUGACUGUAGAAGUCCUUCAAGAUCAGCAGUAAAGCGCCUCAACAUGAACAGCCCGUUGAAGUCCCCGAGGAAGCCCUUGCUGCUCUCUAGUCCCAGGAGGUCACCCAGGAAAUUCAGUGAUGAAAAUUCUGCCAGCCCUCAGAAGGACCUAAGGAAAGCUGCCCUGUCACCCUUGCGUUUCAGCAGCCCAUCCUCGCUGGUGUCUAGACUCAGCAUGAGCAGUCCUUCCAGCUGUCGGAAGAACCUUGCCAUGGGCCUCCAUAAACCCGAUGUUAGUGUGUACCGUGCACUGCGUCAGAGCCUUAGCACUGGCACGCCCUCAGUCCUGGUGUGUCGGGAAAAGCUGGCCGGUGAAAUACGAGAGUUCCUGACAGAGCACCUUACGAAGGGCAAGCCGGGCUCCCUCUACGUCUCAGGGGCUCCAGGCACCGGCAAGACGGCCUCCCUCAACUCUAAUCUGGAAACCUUAGGGGUGAAGAGAAUCAAGAAAGUCUUCCUGAACUGCAUGACACUCAAGACAGCACCCGCCAUAUACAAGGCCAUCGCGACAGAGCUUGGCCUUAGAGCCACCAACAGUGAGAGGGAAAACAGGAAUGCCAUUGAAGAGACACUCGCUACAUCCAGGCAGCCCAUCCUCCUGAUGUUGGAUGAGGUGGACCAGCUGGACAGCAAGAACCAGGAGGUGCUGUACACCAUCUUUGAGUGGCCGGCGCUCCCCAGCUCCUCCCUGGCGUUGGUGGGCAUCGCCAACUCCCUCGACCUCACUGACCGCAUCCUCCCUCGCCUCCAGGCUCGACCUUACUUCAAGCCCAAGCUCCUCCAUUUUCCUCCGUACUCCAAGGCAGAAAUUGUCCAGAUCAUCAACCACAGAAUAAAAGAGGCUGACAUUGGUGAUGCACAAGUCAUCCGUCCAUCCGCCGUUCAGCUCCUGGCCGGCAAGGUGGCUGCCAUUGCCGGCGACGUGCGCAAGGCACUGGAUGUCUGCCGGCGCGCCGUGGAGCUCUGCGAGAGUCAGGCCUGCAGACAAGCAGUGCUCAAGCCUUCAAAUGGUAGUCCAAAGAAAGCGUCCAAUAAACCAGUGAAUAACGCUGUGCCCUGCAUGGUGGAAAUACCAAUGAUUCUCUCCAUUUUCAACGAAGUCUACGGCUCCCGUGUGGUCUCAGCCGUGACAGGUGCCCCAGAGAGCUUUCCGCUGCAACAGAAGAUUUUGAUUUGUUGUCUUUUGCUCAUCUUCAAAUAUGCCCGUUCCAAAGACAUCACUUUGGGGAAGUUUCAUGAAGUCUACAUCCGUGUGUGCAAAAAGCAGCAAGUGCCAGGAAUGGAUCAGACUGAAUUCCUUUCAGUCUGUACGUUGCUGGAGUCCAGAGGAAUGCUCCAGUUGAGGCGUAACAAGGAAAUACGCAGCUCAAAGGUUCUCUUGCUCCUGAAUGCAAAGGAAGCUGAAGAUGUGAUGGGUGACCGAAACCUUUUGGCCACUGUCCUGGAAGACAGAGGAAGCUUAGGAAAGCUGUGCUCUCAGAAAAGUUAGAGGUAGUGCAUGCAUCAUCACGUCUUGUAUCA